Messenger RNA from Monoraphidium neglectum, 810 nucleotides. RefSeq lists its product as hypothetical. Gene Ontology annotation, biological process: transmembrane transport. The record is from RefSeq and is a predicted model, not a curated record. Gene Ontology annotation, cellular component: membrane. Lineage: Eukaryota; Viridiplantae; Chlorophyta; Chlorophyceae; Sphaeropleales; Selenastraceae. The coding region runs from base 1 to 810 and encodes 269 amino acids. Gene Ontology annotation, molecular function: antiporter activity; xenobiotic transmembrane transporter activity. The transcript has 6 exons.
AUGAGCCCCUCUCGUGCGUCGUCUUUGGAGUUCCCGGGGACACCCUCUGGUUCUCUGGUCGGUCUCAACGCGGCGCUGCGCAAGUCCGUGGAGUCGGCACUCAGCCAUGGCAACCUCUUCACAACACACGCACCCUUUGAUGCACCACUCAUGGAUGGGCCCCUGGGCCAUGAGGGCGGCGGCGGCGAUGAAGGCGAGGAGGCAUCAAUGCUGUCGCCGUUGGCGCGCGAGCCGGCUUGCAAAGGCGAUGGCUCGCAGGCCACCUGGGCAGACGCAGUGGCAGAGAUCCGCAGGCUGCUGUCUCUUGCGGUCCCGCUGGUGCUGCAGUCGAUGGCCUCGAUGCUGCUGACCCUGGUGUCCACGGUCUUUGUGGGGCGCCUCAACGACGCGGUGGCGCUGGGGGGAGUGGUGCUGGCCAGCAGUGUCUACAACGUGACGGGGAUCAGUAUGGUCAUAGGGCUUUCAAGUGCGCUAGACACGCUGUGUGGUCAGGCGUAUGGUGCGCGGCAGUACAAGCUGCUGGGGGUGUACCGCCAGAGGGCGCAGCUCAUCUGCUGGACCCUGUGCCUGCCCAUCGCAGCCGUCUGGCUCAACGCCCAUUCCUUGCUGCUAGCGAUAGGCCAAGAGCCGGCAAUUGUUGAUGUGGCCGCCCGCUACAUGCACAUCCUCACGCCGUCGCUCUUCAUAUCUGUGGUGUCGGACACGUGCCGCCGCUACCUGCUGGCGCAGCGCGUGGUGGUGCCGGGGAUGGUGGCCUCCAUUGCCACCGUGAGGCCCGCGGGCUGGAAAGGGGGACUGCUGUUCCCGUGA